Molecule: messenger RNA, 1746 nt
Organism: Tarenaya hassleriana
Lineage: Eukaryota; Viridiplantae; Streptophyta; Magnoliopsida; Brassicales; Cleomaceae
Exons: 10
Coding region: 190-1542 (450 amino acids)
Molecular function (GO): protein binding
Source: RefSeq, a predicted model, not a curated record
UGCUCUGUCUCUCUCUUUUCUUCGAUUCGAUCAAACAAUUUUCGCAUAACUUUCUUCUUCUUCAGUUUGAUUUCUCUGUCUCGGUGACUCUCUGUGUUUCCGUCGCUUUGAUUUUUUGAAUACCGCGAUUUUCCGUCCUUUUCUCGGGAAAAUCUUGCUGUGAUUAAUCGACUUGGAACAGGUUUGAAAAUGGACAACUUUGAUCUCGAGUACUUUGACGAAGACUAUCAAGGAGUUAUGGAUUUCGGGGACGAACCCUUUGCCUUUGGAGAAGGCGAUAACCUGAGUGAAAUUGAUUCGGACUCUGAGGGCUCGGACUUCGAUGAUGAUUUCGAAUUGAGUAAGCCGAACACUGAUACUUGUGCGGCAGAAGCUAGGGAUGGAAAAGACAUACAAGGAAUCCCUUGGGAAAGGAUGAGUUUUACCAGAGACAAAUACCGUGAGACAAGGUUGAAGCAGUAUAAAAAUUUCGAGAGCCUCUCCGGAUCCCGUGAGGUGCUCGACAAGGAAUGCUUGCAAGUGAAGAAAGGAAAGAACUUCUAUGACUUCCAGUUCAAUACGAGGCUCGUCAAAUCCACAAUUGUACAUUUUCAGCUGAGGAACUUGCUAUGGGCAACAUCGAAACAUGACGUGUACCUUAUGCAGAACUACUCUCUUAUGCACUGGUCAUCUUUGCUCCGGAGAGGGAAAGAAGUUCUUAACGUGGCAAAACCCGUUGUUCCUACACUGAAGCAAACGGGAUCGUUGUCCCAUUCGCUAUCACGUGUUCAGAUAAGUACAAUGGCUGCUAAAGAUAAUCUGAUCGCAGCCGGUGGAUUCCAAGGGGAGCUUAUCUGCAAGUUCGUUAACAGACCUGGAGUUGCGUUCUGCACGAGGGUUACGUCCGAUGAAAAUGCCAUCACUAAUGCCGUCGACAUAUAUCACUCUCCCAGUGGCUCGUUGAGGGUUAUGAUGGCCAACAACGACUGUAGGGUCCGUGUAUUCGACGUCGGAAACUUUGCCUGUCUCAACGAUUUCACCUUCGACUGGUCUGUCAAUAAUGCCUCUGCAAGUCCAGACGGGAAGUUGCUGGCGAUUCUCGGGGACAGUUCCGAGUGCUUGAUAGCGGACGCUCAAUCCGGGAAGGUCACAUCCAGUCUCGAAGGCCAUCUGGACUACUCGUUCGCAUCGGCCUGGCAUCCGAACGGUGUAGUCCUUGCGACAGGGAACCAAGACACAACCUGCAGGCUGUGGGACAUACGGAACAUGUCGGAAUCAUUUGGUGUGAUAAAGGGAAACAUGGGAGCGAUUAGGGCGCUGAGGUUCACGUCGGACGGGCGGUUCUUGGCAAUGGCAGAGCCGGCGGACUUUGUCCACGUCAUCGACACGGAGUCGGGUUACGAGCAUUGCCAAGAGAUCGACAUGUUUGGAGAGAUUGCGGGAAUCUCCUUCAGUCCCGACUCGGAGGCUCUCUUUGUCGGAGUGGCCGACCGUACUUACGGCAGCUUGCUCGAGUUCAAUCGCCGCCGUCACCUUCAUUAUCUUGAUUCUAUCUUCUUCUGAUGCUUUAGUUAGAGUUUGUGUGUGUUUUUCUUCUUCUUCUUCUCCUGGCAGGAAAAAAAAACUUUCAAAUGGAGAAGAAAAGGAUCUAAUACAUAAUUAUGUUAUAAGUUUAGUGUAAUUUUUUUUAUUUAUUGAAUUUUAAUUUUAAAUUUAACAAAUAAAUAUACUAAAUAUUAGAAUGUGUACAAGGAUACUUUUUUUUAA